This is a messenger RNA of Micropterus dolomieu (smallmouth bass), 2224 nucleotides long. It is a transcript of the gene gpr27, whose product is annotated as G protein-coupled receptor 27. Gene Ontology annotation, biological process: G protein-coupled receptor signaling pathway. The transcript is spliced from 2 exons. The record is from RefSeq and is a predicted model, not a curated record. Lineage: Eukaryota; Metazoa; Chordata; Actinopteri; Centrarchiformes; Centrarchidae. The coding region runs from base 161 to 1276 and encodes 371 amino acids. Gene Ontology annotation, cellular component: plasma membrane. Gene Ontology annotation, molecular function: G protein-coupled receptor activity.
ACACCGCCGCUUUUCCGCCUACUGACUGGUGACGUACCUGCGUCACUGGGCAGAAACGUCGCUGCUGGUCCAUCCCAGAGAGCGGGAAAAAGAGCCUUGGCAGGAUCCAACCGCUCGUCGAUGAAUUGAUGUGGGAAUACACGCUACCUCGGCUGCAUAGAUGGCAAACGCAAGUGAGUUUGCGGGGAGCAGCCCGUCCUUACAGAACUAUGCGUCCACGGCCUCUGCGGUCAAGCUGGCCUCCCUGGGUCUGAUCAUGGGCAUCAGCCUGCUGGGCAACGCGUCGCUGUCGCUGCUGCUGCUGAAGGACAGCUCGCUGCACAAGGCUCCCUACUAUUUCCUCCUGGACCUGUGCCUGGCAGACGUGGUCCGCUCCGCCGUGUGUUUCCCCUUCGUGAUGGCAUCCAUCAGCGGCGGCUCCGCGUGGCCCUACAGCGCGCUCAGCUGCAAGAUCGUCGCCUUCAUGUCGGUGCUCUUCUGCUUCCACGUCGCCUUCCUGCUCUUCUGCGUCAGCGUCACCCGGUACAUGGCGAUCGCCCACCACCGGUUCUACUACAAGCGGAUGAAUCUGUGUACGUGCGUGGCGGUCAUCUGCAUGGUGUGGACACUCUCCGUGGCCAUGGCUUUCCCACCGGUUUUCGACGUGGGCACCUACAAAUUCAUCCGUGAGGAGGAGCAGUGCAUCUUCGAGCACCGCUACGUGAAGGCGAACGACACCCUGGGCUUCAUGUUGAUGCUGGCCGUCAUCGUGGGCACGACCCAUGUGGUUUACAUAAAGAUGCUGUGCUUCGUCUACGACCAUCGCAAGAUGAAGCCGGCUCAGCUGGUCCCUGCCAUCAGCCAGAACUGGACCUUCCACGGGCCCGGAGCCACCGGGCAGGCCGCGGCCAACUGGAUCGCGGGCUUCGGCCGCGGACCCACCCCGCCGACGCUGGUGGGCAUCAGGCAGGCGUCGCACCUCGGCAACAGGAGGUUGCUGGUGCUGGACGAGUUUAAGAUGGAGAAACGGAUCGGGAAGAUGUACUACAUGAUCACACUGACCUUCCUCAUUAUGUGGGCUCCUUACAUAAGCGCCUGCUAUCUGAGAAUAUUUGUGCGCGGAGCUCCGGUCCCGCAGCUGCACCUGACCGCUGCGGUGUGGCUGAGCUUCGCCCAGGCGGGAGCGAACCCCAUCAUCAGCUUCCUGUUUAACAAGGAGCUCCGGAUGCGACUGAGAGCCUGUUUCCCCUGCUGCCUGGGAACACAGACACCCAUGGAGCCAUACUGUGUCAUCUGAACCGCAGUGGCCCCCCAGAAUACUGCCAAAGAUACAUUACAUCUUAAUUCAGAAUGUAGGCCUACACAGACUGGUCCCCAAAAUGUGUUUGUACCCCGAGACAAGCGUGCUGUGGAAGGUGAACCCACUUCAGUACAAUGUACACACAUUUUUAUUUGUGACAAAGGUUUUACCCAUUAUUUUAAUUUGACAGAAACUUGAAUAUGAUGUAAAGUCAUGUUAUAUUUAGACGUUAUUAGAAUCAGACCAAUAGACCAACCUAUAUGAAUCAUGUUAGGCGUAAGGGAUAGAAGCAUAAAGUGAUGCUUUUAUAGAAAUAUAAUGUGUUUGAGGUUGUCUAAGUGGGCAUCAUGGUUAAGCCACCUUUUAAUUUACACCUCUGCAUGUAGGCCUACUGUAGGAGACAUUCAUUCCAAAUAGGGUAUGGCUUCUAUCAGUUAUGUCCUAUAUUUGGAGACAUUUCUUAUGUCCUAUGGAGUAUCAACCUUUUUGGUCCACUACAAUAUUGUACAUGAAUGUCACUUGGGCUAUUUGUUUGUAUAUUUUGAAAUUGUAUCCCAGCACACCCAUUUGAGGUUGUUUACCUUUUGCAGUACUGAUGCCUGAAACACAACAGAACUAUAUUUAGAGUCAGUGUCUCUAGCAUCUAUGACACACUUGGUUUCUAAUUGUUUGGAUACCACAAAUGAGACACAGAUCUCAGUAUAUUUUUAAUGAGGACAAUGUCACAUUUGUAAAUACUGUAAAGCCCUUUUUCCCCUUUCCUUCUGCUUUUUGUAACCAGACAUGUUGUAUAAUUUAUAAUCUCUUAGGAUUCUAUGUGUUGAAAAGGUGUUGAAACUUUAAAGGUGUUUUGGAAAUUCAUAUUCAUGGGUCACUUGGGCUGUGCAAUGGAUGGAUUUACAUUGCCUGCAGGAUAUACAGAUAUUCUUUUUCUAAUGAUAUGGA